Molecule: messenger RNA, 4746 nt
Organism: Hermetia illucens (black soldier fly)
Lineage: Eukaryota; Metazoa; Arthropoda; Insecta; Diptera; Stratiomyidae
Exons: 6
Coding region: 825-4241 (1138 amino acids)
Molecular function (GO): zinc ion binding; protein binding
Source: RefSeq, a predicted model, not a curated record
CAGAGGGAGUUUUCGUGGCAACCAAUUGAUGCGAUUUGCAUUUUAGUGUGGAGGAUUACUGCUUGCUAGCACGUUAUUCGCGCGGUGCAUGCAUUGCUCUCGGUUGAGCUGGUUUAGGCAACGCAUGAAUUCAAGGCAAGAAAACAUCCCUCUCGAAAGUGCAUCUUGCGCGGGAUUUCUCAACCUCCAAUGGUUUCGGGCGUUUGGCAUACGCGAGUAAAGACCGAUCCACGGGAUCGCACCGCGCUGAUAGGCUUUUGACGUCGCAUGGUUGGCAAUCGCCGAGUAGCAUAUUGACAUAAAGUGCAGUUGUAUGAUGUGCGGGUAAAGCAGUGCGCGAGUAGUGCGCCCCUUGCAGCGCACGGGACACACAUACACGUAUACUGUCGGGUGGCUGUUGUACAUGUAGGAGUGCUGUGUCGUCGCUGAAAUCGGUCGGUUCGGUACACGGCACGGCGAGUGGCGAAGUUGACGGAAAGCGAAAACGAUUUGCCUCGUUCGAGAAGAAAACGUCUCGUGAAAAUUGCGUUUCAAUUUGUCCCCGUUCCAAUUAUUUCCGCGAGAUUAACAUUGUCCGCGGUUGUGUGUCUGGCGGAAACCGAACGUGGGCAAAAAACUAUAAAAGACGCGAAAAGGACUUUGAAAUCGGUGGUCGAGCGAUCGGGCCGAGAGCAGACGGUGAGCAAGUGGGACGAAUUCCGGUCGCUGCCGUCGCCGGGGCGCAGUGCUAUCACAUUGCAGUAGUCAGGGAUUUUAGGAAUUUCGUACGUGCGGUUGUCGGAGCUUUCGUUGUCACUUUGAAGGAAAUUGUUCGUGUGGAAGAUAUGUGGACUCCGCAGUAUGAUAUAAUCGUCGAGACGCUAACGGGAUCUGAGUUCGAGGUGACGGUGACAGACAAGGACACAAUCGGCUACAUAAAAUCUCGGAUACAGAAAUAUGAAGGAAUUCCUAUCGGUCAGCAGCAUCUUCUUUACAAUCACAAAGAACUGAAUGAUGCAACCGAAAUGAAAGAUAUUCCACUGGGGAAUGGAUCGCGUCUAAAAUUAGUCCUUGAUAUGAAAGGCGGUCCGGUAUCAGCUCGGCGAGUGAUUAAUUUACCGGAUUGCGAUAAUUGGUUUGACAUUAGUGAUGUUCUGAACACAACAAGGCAUGAUCCUCUGACGAUAUCGACACCAGGAUUUAAAUUCUUGCUUUGUAAAGAUAAAAAGAGCUUUCACCGUAUUAUGAAAUUUCGAUCAGAUCGUAAAAACUACGGAACAACAAAGACGAACGAAACCCCCAAUUCCACAUCGGAUACUCAAGAUGACCAGUGGGUAAAGGAUAACUUACAGACACUUGAGAAAAUGCAUCAGCUGCGUUCAAAACUGGAUUUAAAGAAGAAGCUGAAAGGUAACAAUUCAAAACCGAAGAAAAAUUCAAAUUCAGUGUCAUCGGUACCAGGCACAAUGUCACAACAGGAAAAUAUAGAUCGAAACAGGGAAGUGCAAUUAUCGAGUAUUGACCAACAAACAGAAGUGAAUCCUCACGGACCAGUUGUUAAACCAAAACCGGCUAAAAAAAUCGAUUGUAGUGUGCGUGAAACCACCUCGGCAGAAUAUCAGACAGCAAUAAUCUCGCAAUUGAUGCAGUCUGAUCGAAUAGGGAAUUUAUGUGAUAAUUUCAUUGAAGAAGAGAAAAAGUCAUGUGGUGCAGUAAACAAGUUCGGUUUGAACAAAACAAUCAAUCCAAUUGCUCAUAGACUGCCACCACCCCUACCACAAACAAAAUCAAAUUACGAGAAAUUAUUCCAAAUGCACGCUUUAUCACCUCCUCUUUUAUCAUAUAAUUUGCUUGGUAAAACCUCCGAUAGUAACGAUACCCAUGGGAAAUUGCCUGCACACUCCACGAACUUGGUGAAAAGCAGCGCUGGUAAUUUGGCAAUAAAUCGACCCAAGCGUAAGUCCACAAAUAAUUGUUACGAAGAAGUACGAUCGAAAUUGCGUGAGAAUAUACGACGAAAUCGUUCAUUCAAAACAAUUAACACAAACAAUUCAAAUAGCGAUGAAUUAAUUAAUCGCCCACUGACCACAAACAAUUCGAUAACAUCAAUUCUGGACCAUUUGUUUGCGAGUUCAUACAAUUGUGGUGGUGGUGGGGAGAAAAGAAGCACUUCGAAGUCGGUUCAAGAUCUGGUAGAGAAAUUUGCCAGUUAUCAACAACAAAAUGACACGGGAACGCCUCCAAAGGUUGUUGGUGCUGAUUUGUCGUCGAAAGCUGUUGGUAUCGAACAUGAACGUGAAAUGCGCUUACCGAAACGUGCUAAUUGUUUGAACGCAUCACCGGUAUCGAAUGGAUUUGAGAAUAAACUUUUCAUAGAUAGGCAACAAACAAUUGGACUGAAUUCUGUUGACUCCUCUGGCUGUGCGUCCGAUUUCAAAUUGGAAAAUGGUGGCUCAACGACAAAUAGUGCCUUGGAUGGAUCAUUUAGAUUGUAUAAAAUGUCUGCAGAAGUGAAAAGUAAAUAUGAAUUGCCUAAGCUUCUAAUACGUGAAGAUUCACCAGUAGAAUCAUUUCAUUCAUCUGAUCCACAACUAGAAACUCUUACAAUACGUGGCGAGUCACCGAAAAAUGUGUUAGAGAGUUAUCCAAAAUUAACAACAACCGGCUCGGCUGUUGAUUCGACAGCAUGUGAUAGGGAACCGAAAACAAGCAAUUCAAUUAUAGAAACCCCAUGGAAUCCACGCCAUCAUUCAGAUUUAAGUUUAAAUAAUUUAGAAUUAAAUUUUUUGAAUGAAGAAUUUACAGAUUUGGAGACUGAUCGAACGUCAACGAUGACAACGACUGAUAAUUGUUUACAGACUAGUGGUGGUCCAUUUUUGAAAAUUGCAUCAAAUUUAGAUAUAAAUAACAGUAAUUGGAAUACAACAGCUGAAUUAGAUGAUCGACAGUCACAACCGUCAGCGACGUCGUUGAAUUUCAUCAAUGGUGAUUUAACGUCUAGUGACGAUGAGGAGGAUGUUUUCAACUCAAGCUGUUGUACGUUGCACAGUGAUUCAAAAUCAAAAUCAAUAGAAUUGAAUGAGUUUCGGAUGAUGUUUGGAAGUAGCCCGACUUUACUUAAUACUAACUAUAAUCCUGUAACUCAUACUUCACGACUGGACGCGGUACCUAUUCAAUAUCGUCGUGGCUACUCGAAUUUGAAUGACGCUUGCCUUUCAAGUAGCACUUCUGAUCUAGAGCUAUUCAAUGGUGUUAGGAAGAAAAAUUCAUCAAAAAGUGCAAGCCAGGAGUUACCGUCAUCAUUUUCCCGACAUCGGACCACAAAUGGAUCUUUAGAUUUCGUUCGUAGCUAUGAGAAUUUAGAUCGAACAAAAAUUCUAAGAAUGAAGAAUGAACGUCAUAGAAAUGCGGUUGGGAGUUGUUUUCCAGAUUUGAAACCGUUUUGGGACAAUACGGGUGGUAAUGAGAAACGCGAGAGCACAGCUGUACGGAAUCAGCUAUCGCGAGAACGACUACAAGAGGAGAGUAGUUGUGAUGAACCUUAUCCUUUCUCAAAUUUGACCUAUGAUGACCUUAUUAGAGGCUGUAUGGAUAAUAGUAGUGCCCGGUCAUUGAAUAAAUGUCUUCCAAUUGGGUAUCCGUCCGAUGAAAGUAUAUUCAAUAUGAAUCUGGACCGCUUCACCGAUGAUUUCAACUUGCUGUCCAUGAGUGACCGGUUGUCAAAUUCAAGUGCAAACAAUAGUAGAGAUGCAAGUCGCAGUUCAUUAAUAUUAUCGGAAUUAGACAUUGAUAAUAAUUCAGUAGCGGUUAAAAAGCCUUCAACAUCAGUGAUCAUUAAACCCACGAAGAUUCCGAUAUCUGCAACAGGAAAUAGUGCUCCAAUGGCGCCCCAAAAAUCGUCACAUCACACUUCUACAGUGAUUGUUAAACCGACGAAAAUUCCUAUCUCUGCUAUAACAGUAUCACAAUCCUUACCAACAACAAAUACGACAUUAUCAACUACAACAACAAUGACAUUCGUAUCGAUAACAGAUUCGACACCCGCGAAAAAAUCUACCCCCGGAGGGAAAUUGCGCUGUGCCGAGUGUAAUAAAAAGUUGGGUUUGAUAAUGGUCAUGAAAUGUCAUUGUGAGAAAGUAUUUUGCCCACAGCAUCGUUACGCUGAAGCACAUAAUUGUUCCUAUAAUUUCAAGUCGGAAGGCAAAAAGAUUUUAACACGCGAAAAUCCUUUAGUGGUAGCUCAAAAGCUACCGAAAAUUUAAACUAAAUCACAAAGAACUUUGGGCAUAGUCUUAAUUUUUACACUUUAUUGUAAUUUUUAAAGGACACUUGUUUGGAAUUGGUGGACUUUCUAUAAUUUUUAGAGGAUAUAUUUUUGGAAGCGUUAGAGAGAGUAGUUUAGUUCCCCCGAGCGCGUGUGCAUUAUUUCACAUGUUGUUCAGUGUCGUGACAUUUUAUUCUUUCUGUAUUUACGGAUUUUGCCCAAUAGUAAUUGUACGAUAAUUUUAAAUCACUUUGCACCAAGAUUGAGACAAAAUAAAAAUCGUUGUAAAGAUUAAUCGAAUUCGAAAUCAAACCAUAUAUAUAUAUAUAUGAAAAACGCUAUACAACUUAUAGAUUUGUGAUAAUAUUUUUUCUUUGGUUUUUAAGCGAGGGAGGGAGGGAGGAAGAAAAUUGCUCGAUGGAAGAAGUUAAAAAAAAAACGGGAGAGAAACUAUUUGGUUUUUUGUUUUUUAAUUUUCAUUUUUUUCCCCUAAAAGAAAGAGA